Messenger RNA from Nannospalax galili (Upper Galilee mountains blind mole rat), 6014 nucleotides. It is a transcript of the gene Phf8, whose product is annotated as PHD finger protein 8. The transcript is spliced from 22 exons. Lineage: Eukaryota; Metazoa; Chordata; Mammalia; Rodentia; Spalacidae. Gene Ontology annotation, molecular function: histone demethylase activity; transcription coregulator activity. Bases 532 to 3606 code for a protein of 1024 amino acids. Gene Ontology annotation, biological process: regulation of transcription by RNA polymerase II; protein demethylation. The record is from RefSeq and is a predicted model, not a curated record.
UGUGUUCACCUCCCGUACCCGGUCCUCAUAAGAUGGCGGUCGGCUAGUUGCCUCACGAUACUCCGCCACUCUCAAUAUGGGAGCUAUUUACCAUAUUUCCCCUUCCCUCUCCGCCUCAACUUCCUCGUUAUUUUGAAUAAACUUUAUUGACUACCACUUUAAAUUUCCUACCACUGCCCAUUGGGCUCCUUCUGGCGACUUCUCGGGCCGUCUUCUUCAGACCUGGCGGCUGAUUCAUCUCAUUCCUCCUUGGUUUGCUGAAGGCUAGUUCUUGCCUGCCCAACGACUACGCCACUAGCCGAUUUGCCCCGCGGCCACUGGACUAGGCCUCGACUGCUGCGGUCUCUAGUAGGCCAGAAGGGAGAACCGGAGGGGAGUUCUGUGGAGACCGCUACCCUGAAGCAGCGUCAGGCUACAGACACUGCGUGACGCGGCGAGUGCUUCUAGAGAAGGCGAGCAAGGGAGGGCGCUUGCUGCCGCCUUCCGACCACAAACCUGGCCCGCCGCAGACCACUCCAACCCCCCCUGAAGAUGGCCUCGGUGCCCGUGUAUUGCCUCUGCCGACUGCCUUAUGAUGUGACCCGCUUCAUGAUCGAGUGUGACAUGUGCCAGGACUGGUUUCACGGCAGUUGUGUUGGUGUUGAAGAGGAGAAGGCUGCUGAUAUUGACCUCUACCAUUGUCCCAACUGUGAGGUCUUACAUGGUCCCUCCAUUAUGAAAAAACGCCGUGGAUCUUCAAAAGGGCAUGAUAGCCACAAGGGGAAACCAGUGAAGACUGGGAGCCCUAUGUUUAUUCGAGAGCUCCGGGGUAGGACUUUUGACAGCUCAGAUGAAGUGAUUCUGAAGCCCACUGGAAGUCAGCUGACCGUGGAAUUCCUGGAAGAGAAUAGCUUCAGUGUACCCAUCCUUGUCAUGAAGAAGGAUGGGUUGGGGAUGACUCUACCCUCGCCAUCGUUUACUGUGAGAGAUGUGGAACACUAUGUGGGUUCAGACAAAGAGAUUGAUGUGAUUGACGUGGCCCGCCAGGCUGACUGCAAGAUGAAGCUCGGUGAUUUUGUGAAAUACUAUUACAGUGGGAAGAGGGAAAAAGUCCUCAAUGUCAUUAGUUUGGAAUUCUCUGAUACCAGGCUUUCAAACCUUGUGGAGACACCUAAGAUUGUUCGCAAGCUAUCAUGGGUGGAGAACCUGUGGCCAGAGGAAUGUGUCUUUGAGAGACCCAAUGUACAGAAGUACUGUCUCAUGAGUGUUCGGGACAGCUAUACAGAUUUUCACAUUGAUUUUGGUGGGACUUCAGUCUGGUAUCAUGUGCUCAAGGGUGAGAAGAUCUUCUAUCUGAUUCGCCCAACAAAUGCUAAUCUGACUCUCUUUGAGUGCUGGAGCAGCUCGUCUAAUCAGAAUGAGAUGUUCUUUGGUGACCAGGUGGAGAAGUGCUACAAGUGUUCUGUGAAGCAAGGACAGACCCUUUUCAUUCCUACAGGAUGGAUCCAUGCUGUGCUGACCCCUGUGGACUGCCUAGCCUUUGGAGGGAACUUCUUACACAGUCUUAACAUUGAAAUGCAGCUCAAGGCUUAUGAGAUUGAGAAGCGGCUGAGCACAGCUGACCUCUUCAAGUUUCCUAACUUUGAGACCAUCUGUUGGUAUGUGGGAAAGCACAUCCUGGACAUCUUUCGAGGUUUGCGAGAGAACAGGAGACACCCUGCCUCCUACCUGGUCCAUGGUGGUAAAGCUCUGAAUUUGGCCUUUAGAGCCUGGACAAGGAAAGAAGCUCUGCCAGACCAUGAGGAUGAGAUCCCGGAGACAGUGCGGACUGUACAACUUAUUAAGGAUCUGGCUAGGGAGAUUCGCCUGGUUGAAGACAUCUUCCAACAGAACGUUGGGAAGACGAGCAAUAUCUUUGGGCUGCAGAGGAUCUUCCCAGCUGGCUCCAUCCCCUUAACCAGUCCAGCCCAUCCCACUUCAGUAUCCAUGUCCAGGCUGUCACUGCCCUCCAAAAGUGGUUCAAAGAAGAAAGGCCUGAAGCCCAAGAAUAUCUUCAAGAAGGCAGAGCGAAAGGGCAAGGAGAGUUCAGCCUUGGGGCCUGCUGGCCAGUUGAGCUAUAAUAUCAUGGACCCAUACAGUCAUCAGGCACUGAAGACAGGCUCUUCCCAGAAAGCAAAGUUCAAUAUAACUGGUACCUGCUUGAAUGACUCAGAGGAUGAUUCACCAGACAUGGACCUUGAUGGAAAUGAGAACCCACUGGCCCUGUUGAUGGCUAAUGGCAGUACCAAGAGGGUAAAGAGCUUACCAAAGUCUCGGAGAACUAAAAUUGCAAAGAAGGCAGACAGUGCAAGGCUGGUGGCAGAACAAGUCAUGGGAGACAAAUUUGACUUGGAUUCAGAUGAUGAACUGCAGAUUGAUGAGAGACUGGGAAAGGAGAAGGCGAGCCUGAUAAUAAGACCAAAAUUUCCUCGAAAGUUGCCCCGUGCGAAGCCUUGCUCUGACCCCAACCGAGUUCGUGAACCUGGAGAAGUCGAGUUUGACAUUGAGGAGGACUAUACAACAGAUGAAGACAUGGUGGAAGGGGUUGAUGGCAAGCUUGGGAAUGGGAGUGGAGCUGGUGGAAUUCUUGAUUUACUUAAGGCCAGCAGGCAGGUUGGGGGACCUGACUAUGCUGCCCUCACUGAAGCCCCAGCCUCCCCCAGCACUCAGGAGGCCAUCCAGGGCAUGCUAUGUAUGGCCAACCUGCAGUCCUCAUCAUCUUCAACAGCUACCUCCAGCCUGCAGACUUGGUGGACCGGGGGGCAGGAUCGAAGCAGUGGGAGCUCCAGUAGUGGGCUGGGCACAGUGUCUAGCAGUCCUGUUUCCCAGCGCACCCCAGGGAAACGGCCCAUCAAGCGGCCAGCAUACUGGAGAACGGAGAGCGAGGAGGAGGAGGAGAAUGCCAGUCUGGAUGAGCAGGACAGCUUGGGAGCAUGCUUCAAGGACGCUGAGUAUAUCUACCCAUCCCUUGAGUCUGAUGAUGAUGACCCUGCUUUGAAAUCUCGACCCAAGAAAAAGAAGAAUUCAGAUGAUGCUCCAUGGAGUCCUAAAGCUCGUGUGACCCCAACUCUACCCAGGCAGGACCGUCCUGUGCGUGAGGGGACCCGGGUUGCCUCCAUUGAGACUGGCUUGGCUGCAGCAGCUGCAAAGCUUGCCCAGCAGGAGCUGCAAAAGGCCCAGAAGAAGAAAUAUAUCAAGAAGAAGCCUUUGCUGAAGGAAAUAGAACAGCCUCGCCCUCAAGACUCCAAUAGUAGCGUGACAGUAGCUGCACCAGCACUGGCUGCUACACCCCAGCCUCUCACUUCCUCAUCACCUCAGCCUCCUCCUGAACCUAAACAAGAGGCUCUGUCAGGAAGUCUUGCUGACCACGAGUAUACUGCUCGUCCCAAUGCCUUUGGCAUGGUUCAGGCAAAUCGCAGCACCACACCCAUGGCCCCUGGAGUCUUCUUGAACCAACGGCGCCCUUCAGUUGGCUCCCAGAGCAAUCAGUCAGGACAAGGAAAGCGCCCUAAAAAAGGCCUGGCCACAGCAAAGCAGAGACUCGGCCGCAUCCUGAAAAUCCACAGAAAUGGCAAACUGCUUCUGUGAGCUGAGCCCUCUUGUGUCUCACCCCUUUAUUCAUUCACCCCCAUUGCCUUCUUCGUUGUCAACUUGGGGCACUCCUGGAUCCUAUGAGCCCCAGACAAGGUGCUGAGGUGCAUUGUCCUGCUUUCUUGGGACUGACCAAAGGCACGGACUGUCCCCAACUCCCUUUCCUAUUUCCGCUAUGAGUAUCCUGCCUUCCUUCUCCAUAUCCUUGAGUAGUAGGUAAAUGGGAGAAGUUUCCAGCUGACUAGAGCCUUUUUCUGUUCCUCCCAUCUAUUUCCCUUCCACCUGCUUUGUCUUUACUCUUGUCCACCUCCCCCAUGUGGACGGAAUGAGGACUGGCAUAAAGAGAAUUUGGGCCCCUCAGUUUCCCUGACCAUGAAGUGCUCACUGUUUUCUGCAACUUCAGCCUUGUCUAAGCCUGCCCACCUCUACUUAUUUUUUUCCAUCCCUUCUUCCUCCCAGUCCAGUGAUGUGCCCUACCUUCAGACUUCUUCUUGGAACCUCUGUUCCCUCUUACCUUUUUUUCAUGGCAAAAAAAGAAGAGGGCUCAGAAUCCCUUUAUUACCCUAUUAUGGGUCAUCUCCAGAGUUGACCUAGAAAAGCUGACUUCAUCUGCCUUUGUAAAGAAAGGAGAUUCCUGUCACUUUUCAAGGUGGGGAGAAAAGAGAUACCUAAGCCUUUGAUCAUGACUGUUGCUUAGCCCAUCAGAGGGAGCUGCUUUUGGCAGACUGCACGUGAAGUCCCUUUCUCAUGAUGAUCUCCAGGGAUUUGCCUGAAUUUUGAGGCCCUGAAGAACAUUAUCCCUGUGGCUAUAGCUGGGUUCCAGCAGGUGAAAAACUGCCUCCUACAAAUCUGGAAGCAUCUGCCAUUGAAUCAGAUAACUGACCCUACGGCCUGCUUCUGCCGCCUAUACCGUAAAGCACAGCCUGGACCUUCUGGAGAGGGUGUGGUGGGGCAGCCUAGUCCUGAGGGGACUUUGUUGGGAACCUCCAUGUUUCUUUCCUUAUCUGAGGUCUUACUCUGAAGACCUCAGAACUCACAUGUUCACCUUUGGUCGUUGCACUUCCAGGCCGCAGGCCAACAUUUAAGCGUAGUGCAGACAGGCCAUUGAAGUCCAAGUUUAGAUGUAAAGUAGCAAACCUGAUCUACUCUUCUUUCUUUCCUUUGUGAUUGUCGUCAUUUUCCAGUCAGUGCCCCCACUGCCCCUCUCUUGUUUUGCCUCACUGGCAAUCUGGACUUGAUGGAGAAUGCCCCCUCCUACAACCCAUUUUGGCAUUGCCCAAGUGGAGUGUGCGCUUGUCCUCUACCCUCCUCUCCAACCUCACCCUGGCUUGCCUAGUGCUUCUGGGGAAUACAGAUCAUGGGGAAUUUGUGAGGCCUCCUUUGUUGUCUUUGUGUUUGUGGUUUGUCUUUAUUUUCUCCAUAGAUUAACCUCUACCAUCCUCUCUUGGAAUCAAGGGGUCCUUUAGCCCAUUUGCUUUUUUAACCUUGGGGACCCCAAGGGGCCAAGCAGUCCUUCAUCUAGUCACACCAAAGGCAAAAGGCCUGGCUACCUCCCCCCUAGCACAUGAGGUCCCUACCCCUCCCUCUACCCAGCUUUGCUUAUCUUGGGGGUUUCAGGGCAGCCAUGGGAAGUGAGGGGAGAGCAGGAGAAGCCUCUGACUCUGUGGGCAACUGCCUGAGUAAAGGCUGACUGCUGUCACCAGAAAUAGGUCCCCAGCCCUUUUGCCCAUUUAAACCCCCUUCUUGAUCUUUCAAAGGCAGCUAAUUGCUAGCACCCCCCCACACACACACCCAUUCUGGGCCUCUUUUCCUUCUGUUUCUGUGGAGCUGAAACCCAGACUCUGAUUGGGUUCAUUUAGUUUAAUUGGGUUCUCAGAGUCUCCUGUUGUUUUGCGUUGUUUCCAAUGAAAAGCAGGUUUACCCUCAGAGAUAUGCUUUUCCAAAGAAGCUAGUGUGUUUUUGCUGUUGUUGUUGUUGUUGUUGUUGUUGUUGAUGUUGUUGUUUUUAAUGUUUCAGGUUCUAAGUGAAGUGAGGCGGGGAGGGGUUGGGAAUAACCAAGGUUUAGAACAUGGUGAAAUAGUUACCUCUGAUCUGCAAUCCCCAGCAGUGAGCUGGGGAUAGGAUGGAGGACAGAGAGAGGAUUUCUAUUCACCUUUAAUAUAUUUUUACAAAAAAGCAAACAAUUUAAAAACAAACCCACCGCUUCUGUACAUGUCUAAAUAUAUUUUUAGAAGUGGGUAGGAUUGUGAAUUUCUGAUGCAGGACCUUUUUAUAAAUAGGUUAGAGUAGCAUCAUCCAGAUUUCUCUGUUGUUUGUUCCCCUUGUUUUUUCUUAUGUUAUGUUACUAAUGUAAUUUAUAUUUUUUUUAGAUCUCCCUUUCCUGUAGAGAUAAAAGUGAUUUAUCU